AUGCCAGACAUACGAAACUUUUUUGGUGCCAAAUCUGGCCAGGGCUCCGUUGCGCCUGCUGCUAAACCUGCUGUUAAGGAGGAUCCUUCCGCCGCUCGCAAGAAACGUAGCAGAAAGGUAGUUAGCGACAGUGAGGAUGAUGACUUCGAACCCCAGCCAUCCUCGAAGCCUAAACCGCUGAAAAACCCGGUCCAAGACGAAAAGAAAGGAGAGCCGACAACUACAUCAGAGUACUUUGCUUCCAGCAAGAAGAGAGGUCGAUCUUCGAAGUCGGCUGCAGUCAAAGAUGUCACAGACGUUAGCGAUGGAAACACCCCCCCGAAAGCCAAGCCGAGCAAAGAAGUACCGCCGUCGACAGAAAAGAAAGGAAAAUUACGUGGACCGAAACCCGCAUCGAAGGUGCUAGAUGACGACGAUAACCUGGGCGGCGACGAUAUUUUCGCGACAGAGUACAGCAAAGCCGGUCGACGUGCAGAUGAAUAUGUCGAAAAAAACGAUGCAAGCAGUUCCGAUGAGCUUAUUGUCAAACCUGCUACCUCCAAACGGAGUAAACUUGACGACGAUCCAGAUGUAGAAAUGGUUGAUGCAUCACCGGCUAAAGCCAACCCCGGAAGGAAACGCAAAACAGAAGCUGUCUUUGACGUUGAUGAAGGUGAUAAAAAGCCGAAAAAAAGUACCGGACCCGCAGUCAAAAAACAGAAAUCUGCGGCAAAACAACAGGAACCGGAGAAUAAGGAGAUCCAGGAUAUUUUCGACAAUAUACCGACUAUCAGACCGCCAAGUCCACCGCCAGAUGUUCCUGGUGAGAAGCCGAAAUUCAGCUACAUGAAUGCCGCCAGAUCUCGCACGCCUCCUGCAGCUGGAUCCGCAGAGUUACCAGUCGGAGCUGAGAAUUGCCUUGCUGGGUUAUCCUUUGUAUUCACAGGCGUUCUAGAUACUCUGGGUCGAGAAGAAGGCCAGAACCUCGUUAAGCGUUAUGGUGGCAAAGUUACCGGUGCUCCUAGCUCAAAAACCAGCUAUGUUGUUCUUGGGAGUGAUGCUGGGCCAAGCAAGCUCAAAAAGAUCAAGGACAUGAGCAUCAAAACAAUUGGCGAAGAAGGACUUUUCGAGUUGAUUAGACGACUCCCCGCAAAUGGCGGUAGUGGCAAGGCUGCCGGGCAAGCACAAGCGAAAAAAGAAGCCGAAGAACAGAAGAUUCGUGCCCUCGCUAAGGAAAUGGAACAAGAAGAGAAAAAGAAAGCGGCUCAAGCAGUCAAAGCCAGCUCUCAAACAUCCUCGACAAUGGCCACUCCAAGCUCCCAGUCCAACAACAUAGAUGACCGCCUUUGGACCACAAAAUAUGCACCAACCUCGAUGAAUAUGAUUUGUGGCAAUAAAGGGCAAGUCGAGAAACUCCAAGCGUGGCUGCGUAACUGGCGAAACAAUGCCAAAAGGAACUUCAAGAUGCCAGGGAAAGAUGGUUUUGGUCUCUACCGCGCUGUCAUGAUCCAUGGUCCACCUGGAAUUGGAAAAACUACGGCAGCUCAUCUAGUCGCAAAGCUAGAGGGUUACGACGUCGUGGAGACUAACGCUAGUGAUACUCGUAGCAAGAAGCUAGUGGAAGGAGGACUUCUUGGUGUCUUGGACACCACGUCUCUGCAGGGAUAUUUUUCGGCCCAGGGCAAACAAGUCGAAAGCCAAAAGAAAAAUAUCGUACUUAUUAUGGAUGAAGUAGACGGUAUGUCUGCCGGAGAUAGGGGUGGUGUUGGUGCUUUAGCUGCUGCCGCCAAAAAAACGAAUGUCCCAUUGAUUCUCAUCUGUAAUGAGAGAAGUUUACCGAAGAUGAAGCCAUUUGACCAUGUCACAUUUGAGCUUCCGUUCAGGCGACCAACUCCAGACAUGAUUAGGGCACGACUCAUGACGAUUUGCUUCCGUGAGAAUUUAAAAAUUCCCCCACCAGUGCUGGAUAGUUUGAUUUCAGGCACUGGUGCGGAUAUCAGACAGGUAAUCAAUAUGCUGUCGACGGUGAAAUUGGAUCAAAAGACUCUUGACUACGACCAGGGCAAGGAGCUAUCGAAGGCAUGGGAAAAACAUGUCAUUCUAAAGCCUUGGGAUAUUGUAUCCAAGAUUCUCAACGCGCAGAUGUUUUCCCAGAGCUCCAAAUCUACCCUGAAUGACAAGAUAGAGCUUUAUUUCAACGAUCAUGAAUUCAGCUAUCUCAUGCUCCAGGAAAAUUAUCUGAAGACCAGUCCAAUGCUGGCUGGCAAUUUCUCCGGAAAAGAACGGCAACUUAAACUCCUUGAGCUCGCUGAUAAUGCAGCAUCCAGCAUCAGUGAUGGUGACCUGGUUGAUCGCAUGAUACAUGGCAGCCAGCAACAAUGGAGUUUGAUGCCGACUCACGCCGCUUUUAGUUUUGUGCGACCAGCAAGUUUUACGUUUGGAAACAUGAGGGAGCGGCCAGCCUUUCCAAGUUGGUUGGGCAAUAAUAGUAAACAGGGCAAGCUUAGUCGUUACGUGAAAGAGAUUCAAGGUCACAUGAGACUUCGCGCCUCUGGAGACCGCGACGAGAUAAGACAACAAUACAUGCCUGCUAUGUGGGAUAAACUCGUGCGUCCGUUGAUGGAUGAGGGUAAGGAAGCGGUUGAAAGUGUUAUCAACUUGAUGGAUAGUUAUUUCAUCACGCGAGAGGACUGGGAUGCUCUAGUUGAACUAGGUCUUGGUCCUAUGAAUGAGGAGCAUGUCAAAAUCCAGACACAAACGAAAUCGGCAUUUACCAGAAUUUACAAUCAGCGGUCGCAUCCUCUGCCUUUUAUGAAGGCUAGCAAUGUUACCGCACCCAAGAAAGGUCCGAAGGAGAAGCCUGACAUUGAAGAUGCAAUUGAGGCCUCCGAUGAAGGAGAAGUCCUCGAAGAUGCUAAAGAAGAAGACGAUGAAGAACUCGAUUUGAAGAAAGACAAAUAUGUUAAGGUGCCUAAAAGCAAAGGGGGUGCCGGCAAAGGUACAGCUACUAAAAGCAAGAAGACGAAGGGAAAGAAUGGCGAUGAUGAUUUUAUUGACGAUGUUGAAGAAGGAGAACCGACCAAGAAGGGUCGGAAGGGGAAGCCAAAGGCGAAAUAA
Talaromyces atroroseus is the source of this 3096-nucleotide messenger RNA. RefSeq lists its product as hypothetical. Bases 1 to 3096 code for a protein of 1031 amino acids. The transcript has 5 exons. Lineage: Eukaryota; Fungi; Ascomycota; Eurotiomycetes; Eurotiales; Trichocomaceae. The record is from RefSeq and is a predicted model, not a curated record. Gene Ontology annotation, biological process: DNA repair; DNA replication. Gene Ontology annotation, cellular component: nucleus; DNA replication factor C complex. Gene Ontology annotation, molecular function: ATP binding; DNA clamp loader activity; DNA binding.